This is a messenger RNA of Oncorhynchus gorbuscha (pink salmon), 6877 nucleotides long. Its product is annotated as insulin receptor-like. Bases 1094 to 5296 code for a protein of 1400 amino acids. The transcript has 24 exons. NCBI's taxonomy places the organism in Eukaryota, Metazoa, Chordata, Actinopteri, Salmoniformes, Salmonidae. Gene Ontology annotation, cellular component: insulin receptor complex; membrane; axon. The record is from RefSeq and is a predicted model, not a curated record. Gene Ontology annotation, molecular function: ATP binding; insulin receptor substrate binding; insulin receptor activity. Gene Ontology annotation, biological process: protein autophosphorylation; positive regulation of phosphatidylinositol 3-kinase/protein kinase B signal transduction; positive regulation of MAPK cascade.
CUCAUUUACAGGUUAUGUUUACUACUGGCGAAGGAGAGGCACAGAGAAGGGGAUCCUAAGGGACUGAACAAUUUAGGCCUACCUCUAUCGUAGAGUAAAAUAUCGACAUUAUAUUUUGCUGUUCUCGUUGUGCAAUAACCGUGUGGUCAUUUUUGGAAGGAGAUAUCCAUCAGAGGUUAAGUCACCCGAAACGCCUUCUAAUUAUGAAGAAAAAUAGCAACUGACUAAGGAACGAGCAACAGCGAACAGUUGACUGGAAUCGAGUUUGCGGUUUGAUAUCCACCCCCCCCCCGAUACACGGUUCAGAUUAGUUUUAUAUUACUUGAAGUUGUAAACGACAUAGUAAUCGUUAGUAUUUUUUGCGUUCAUGCAAGAAGAUAUGUUUGUGAAAGACAGCAGCCAUGAGUAGUGAGUGACCCGUGGGGUUUUCGCUGCUGUACGCCACGCUUGCUUUGCAUGAACCUGAAGUUGUCAAAAAAAAAAAAGCGAAGCUACAGAAAUUCAAGGACUGUGUUGCACUUUUUACAAGCUGCGCUUUAGGUGUUCUUUCAAUGCACGGGAAUAUAACGUCUAUUUAGUAACGAGAUACAUCCAUAGCGAGUGUUACCGGAAGCGUAAUUCAAUUGAGAGUUGAUAGGUUUCAAAUCGCAUCAAAACUUUGUGGCCUCCUGCCCAUUAUUCAGCUAACGGUGCCGUUAGCCAGCAGCUAGCUGACGUUGAAAAGAAGACUCAAUGCGAUGCCAUUUAUUGCAAAAGUGAGACUUUAACCUUUUUGUUUUCAGCCACAAUGAUUCUCACGGUGGCGUUUGUUUGUGGCCAUGUUGAAUAUCCCUCGGACCUGUGCAGUUAACGAGCUGAAGUUAACUAGUAGUGAACACGUUGGACCCUCCGCCCAUUUUUUUUUUCCGGGAUGAGCGUUUUUUUAUAUUUGUUUUGUUUACCUGUGAUUUAACUAACAAACCAUAACGACAGAAAACACCUUGCCAGCUCAUUUUAAUCGAGUUGACUCUGAUUCCCCCCCCCCCCCCCCGGACAGUUACUGUCUACUGUGUUUUGUUUUUGUCGGUCUGAUAUUGACUAGAGUUGAGUCAAUAUGUGUCCGCGGACUUUCCUUGUGUUUUUGGUGACUGCUGUCUGCGUAUGGAAUUGUCAGCAGACGAAUGGAGAAAGUACAGAAAUCUCCAAUGGGAUCUGCUCCAGUAAGGACAUCCGGAACAACGUGACCAACCUGCGCUCCUUGGAGAACUGCACGGUCAUCGAGGGCCACCUGAAAAUCAUCCUCAUGUUCAAGACCAAGCCCGAGGACUUCAGGGGUGUCAGUUACCCAAAACUGACCGUGGUCACAGACUUUCUGCUCCUGUUCAGGGUCUACGGUAUGGAGAGUCUCAAAGACCUCUUCCCCAACCUCACCGUGAUCCGAGGAAACAACCUAUUCUUCAACUAUGCUCUGGUCUUCUUUGAAAUGCUGCAGCUCAGGGACAUCGGUCUCCAUAGCCUGAUGAACAUCACCCGAGGAGCGGUGAGGAUCGAGAAGAACCCGGACCUCUGCUACCUCUCCACCCUGGACUGGUCCAAGAUCCUGGAUACGGUGGAGGACAACUAUAUUGUGUCAAAUAAGAAUGACAGGGAGUGCGGGGACGUGUGUCCCGGGGCGCUGGCCAAGGGGAAGGCUACCUGUCAACAGACCACCAUCAAUGGGAACUUCAACGAACGUUGCUGGACGCACAAGCACUGCCAGAGAAUGUGUCCCACCAGCUGUAAGCACCGGGCCUGUACCAGAGACCACCAAUGUUGCCAUGAACAGUGUCUGGGAGGCUGCUCUGAGCCCCACAACAGCAGCAGCUGUGUUGCCUGCAAGAACUCCAGCACCAGCAAUGCCUGUGUGGACCGCUGUCCGCAGGGAUACUACACCUACAGGGGCUGGCGCUGCGUCCCCUUCUCCUUCUGCCAGGACCUCCACAACAAGUGUCAGCAGAGCAAGAACAGUGACUGCCACCAGUUCGUCAUCCACAAUGGAGCCUGUAUACCAGAAUGCCCCUCCGGGUAUACUACUGUAAACUCCUCCACGUUGGUCUGUACUCCGUGUGCUGGGCUAUGUCCUAAGGUGUGUAUGGGCCUGAAAAUGGUGGACUCUGUGACAGCAGCCCAGGCUCUGAGAGGAUGCACCGUUCUCAACGGCAGCAUGGAUAUCAACCUUAGAGGAGGAAAUAACAUAGCAGCAGAGCUGGAGGCUAACCUUGGACAGCUGGAGGAGAUUACAGGCUUCCUGAAGGUCCGGCGCUCCUACGCUCUCGUCUCGCUCUCUUUCCUCCGCAACCUACGGGUCAUCAGAGGGGACACACUGAUGGACGGGGGCUACUCGUUCUACGCACAUGACAACCAGAACCUGCGUCAGCUGUGGGACUGGACCCAACACAGCCUGAGCAUCCUGCAGGGACGCAUGUUCUUUCAACUCAAUGCUAGGCUCUGCAUGUCAGAGAUACGCAAGAUGGAGGAGGUGACGGGCACCAGGGACAGGCAUACCAAGAACAACAUCGUAUCGAAGACCAACGGAGACCAGGCCUCCUGUGAGAACCAGGAGUUAAGGUUCACUCAGGUGCGUGCUACACAUGACAAGAUCAUGAUCAAGUGGGAACCUUUCUGGCCCCCCGACUUCAGAGACCUGCUGGGCUUCAUGGUCUUCUACAAGGAAGCGCCUUACCCCAACGUGACAGAGUUUGAUGGCCAGGAUGCGUGUGGUUCCAACUGGGUGAUCAUUGACCUGGACCCCCCAGCCCGGGCAACAGACGGAAACGCACAACAGGAGCCAGGUACCCUGAUCUUGGCUUUGAAGCCCUGGACGCAGUACGCCAUCAUGGUCAAGACCCAGCUCUCUGCCUCUGAUGAACACCAGGUCCUCGGGGCCAAGAGCAAGAUCACCUACGUCAGGACAGAUGCCACCAAGCCCUCGGUGCCCCUGGACCCCAUCUCCUCCUCCAACUCUUCCUCUCAGAUCCUCCUGAAGUGGAAACCUCCCACGGAUCCCAACGGGAACAUCACUCACUACCUGGUGUACUGUCAGCAGCAGCCCGAGGCCAGCGAACUCUACAAGUUCGAUUACUGUCAGAAAGGUAUGAAGCUGCCUUCGCGGGUGCCCACCCAGGUCGACAGUGACGAAGAGGCUAAGUGGAACCAGACUGAGGAUGAGGGUCAGGGUGGCCGCUGUUGUGCCUGUCCCAAAACAGAAAAACAACUGAAGAAGGAGGCUGAAGACUCAGAGUACCGCAAGACCUUUGAGAACUAUAUCCACAAUGAGGUCUUCCUGCUCAAAUCAACCAGACAGCGCCGCUCAGCCAUGGGUGUAGCUAAUGAGACGCAGCCUGCAUUCGUGACAAAGCCCCCCACCGGGCCGGAAGGUUACUCCACCAGCGGCCCAGACGAUGAUGAGGAUGGUGCGGAGAGCACUAAGAUCCAGCUGACAGUGUUCUCCAAGGAGUCCACGGUCAUCUCCGGCCUCCGACACUUCACCUCGUACCAGAUCGAUGUGUUGGCCUGCAACCACCUCACAAACCCAUCACGCUGCAGUAUGGCAGCCUUCGUCUCAGCUCGCACCAUGCCUGAGGACAAAGCAGAUGACAUCGUGGGCCCCAUCAGCUAUGAUGUGUCUGAGUACUCUGUUCAAAUCAAAUGGCUGGAGCCUAAAGCUCCCAAUGGAAUGAUCAUCCUGUACGAAGUCAACUACAAGAGACUGGGAGACACAGAGGAGUUGCACCACUGUGUGUCCAGGAAGAUGUACCAACAGUCGGAGGGCUGCAGGUUGAGAGUGGUGCACCCUGGGAACUACACUGUGAGGAUCCGAGCCACGUCGCUGGCAGGAAACGGCUCCUGGACCGACCCCACACACUUCUACGUACAGGACCUCCGGGUGGACCCAUCCAACCUAUUGAUUAUCAUUGGUCCAGUCAUCUUCAUAGUUCUACUGAUACUGGUGGUAGCGGGAGGAUUCGUCAUAUUCAGGAAGAAGCAAACCCAGGGCCCCUCUGGACCCCUCUACACCUCUUCUAACCCAGAGUACCUCAGUGCUGCUGACAUGUACGAGCCAGAUGACUGGGAGGUGGGCAGGGAGAAGAUUAACAUCCUACGAGAGCUGGGUCAGGGCUCGUUCGGCAUGGUCUACGAGGGCAUCGCCAAGGACAUCGUGAAGGGAGAGCCAGAGACUCAUGUGGCAGUGAAGACGGUCAACGAGUCGGCCAGUCUGAGAGAGAGGAUAGAGUUCCUCAACGAGGCCUCCGUCAUGAAGGGCUUCACCUGCCACCAUGUGGUGCGUCUGAUGGGUGUGGUCUCUAAGGGCCAGCCCACUCUAGUUGUCAUGGAGCUGAUGACCCAUGGCGACCUGAAGAGCUACCUGCGCUGCCUCCGCCCCGACUCUGAGAAUAACCCUACUGGGAGCCCGCCCCCCACGCUGAGGGAGAUGGUCCAGAUGACAGCAGAGAUAGCAGACGGCAUGGCCUACCUCAACGCCAAAAAGUUUGUCCACAGAGACCUGGCCGCUAGGAACUGCAUGGUGGCGCAGGACUUCACUGUCAAGAUAGGAGACUUUGGUAUGACCAGAGACAUCUAUGAGACGGACUACUACCGUAAGGGAGGGAAGGGUCUUCUUCCUGUCCGCUGGAUGGCUCCUGAGUCUCUAAAGGAUGGAGUGUUCACUGCACACUCUGACUGCUGGUCAUUUGGGGUGGUGUUGUGGGAGAUCAGUACCCUAGCAGAGCAGCCGUACCAGGGCCUGUCUAACGAGCAGGUCCUGAAGUUCGUCAUGGAUGGAGGAUAUCUGGACCGACCAGACAACUGUGCUGACCGGCUACACAAUCUGAUGUCAAUGUGCUGGCAGUACAACCCCAAGCUGCGUCCCAGCUUCCAGGAGAUCAUUGAGAUGCUCCACAAGGACCUUCACCAGUCCUUCCAGGAGGUCUCCUUCUACUAUAGCCAGGAGAACAAGCCUCCGGAGCAGGAGGACUUUGACCUGGACAUGGACAACAUGGAGAGCAUUCCCCUAGACCCAUCCUCUUACUCCCAGAGAGGGGACCACAGUUCCUCUUACUCCCAGAGAGGGGACCACAGUUCAUCUUACUCCCAGAGAGGGGACCACAGUUCCUCCUACUCCCAGAGAGGGGACCACAGCUCUGAGCGGGACGAGGCGGGUUCGUCACUGGGGUUGAGACAAAACAACUACGAGGAACACAUCCCGUACACACACAUGAACGGGGGAAAGACUAACGGACAACAGACACUAGCCCUCCCUCGGUCUAGUCCCUCCUAACAGAACAUUAUAUGGGGGUAAGGGUCUAGUCCAGGGGUUUGCAACUCUAGUCCUCUGGGGCCUGAUUGGUGUCAUACUUUUACCUCCAUCCUAUCAAAGACAGCUGAUUAAUCAAAUUUCGUUCUAAACUGAAGAUCAUGGUUUGUUGAUUAUUGGAGUCAGGUGUGUUAGCUGGGGCAAAACUUUGACACCUAUCAGGCCCAUGAGGACUGGAAUUGCCCACCCUCGGUCUAGUCCCUCCUAACAGAACAUUAUAUUGGGUAAGGGUCUAGUCCCCCUAACAGAACAUUUAAAUAGGGUAAGGGUCUAGUCCCUCCUAACAGAACAUUAUAUUGGGGUACGGGUCUAGUCCCCCUAACAGAACAUUUAAAUGGGGUACGGGUCUAGUCCCUCCUAACAGAACAUUAUAUUGGGUAAGGGUCUAGUCCCUCCUAACAGAACAUUAUAUUGGGUAAGGGUCUAGUCCCUCCUAACAGAACAUUAUAUUGGGGUACGGGUCUAGUCCCUCCUAACAGAACAUUAUAUUGGGUAAGGGUCUAGUCCCUCCUAACAGAACAUUAUAUUGGGGUACGGGUCUAGUCCCUCCUAACAGAACAUUAUAUUGGGUAAGGGUCUAGUCCCUCCUAACAGAACAUUAUAUUGGGUAAGGGUCUAGUCCCUCCUAACAGAACAUUAUAUUGGGUAAGGGUCUAGUCCCUCCUAACAGAACAUUAUAUUGGGUAAGGGUCUAGUCCCUCCUAACAGAACAUUAUAUUGGGGUACGGGUCUAGUCCCCCUAACAGAACAUUAUAUUGGGGUACGGGUCUAGUCCCUCCUAACAGAACAUUAUAUUGGGUAAGGGUCUAGUCCCUCCUAACAGAACAUUAUAUUGGGUAAGGGUCUAGUCCCUCCUAACAGAACAUUAUCCCCAUGUCUUUCUCUCACACAGAUGAAUUGAUAUGAAUAUAGUUUUGUUGUUUUGUAUAGAUGAUCACUUUUUUCACUUGUUCAGAGGCCUCCUGGAAGUACACAUCUCAAGGACAUUAUUGCUCUCUGUUGUCAAGAUGCCACCCUCAUUACACUACAGUAUGUAGCCAUGUUGUCCAAUGUCACCCAGGAGAGAACAUACAACCAACCACACGUACACUUUUUGUAUUCAAGAAAGACGAACCUCCCUCUCUACUGCUUCUCUCGUCCUCAAUCUUUUUUUUUCUUUUUUUAAUAUUGCCAAGUUUCCACGAAUGUGUGGCAGAGGUAGAAAUCAACUGUGAAAAUAAUUAAACUUUGGGUCAACCUGAAGGCUGCUAACCCCAGGACUUUCCAGACUGUCCCUUCCCCAAGCUAGGGUCUCUCCCUGGGCAGCUCAGCCCUCGCUGGGUCCCUAGGUCUCCCUGGGCCAUGGAGGUCCCCCAUGGUGUCACUCAGUGUAAAAGUGCCCUUUUUAUCUCUGUCUGUAACCUGCAUCUUAUGUCACGGAGCUGUGUGUCUGUCUGUGACCUGCAUCUAAUGUCAUGGAGCUGUGUGUCUGUCUGUGACCUGCAUCUAAUGUCAUGUAGCUGUGUCUGUCUGUGACCUGCAUCUUAUGUCACGGAGCUGUGUGUC